Messenger RNA from Fonsecaea multimorphosa CBS 102226, 2076 nucleotides. RefSeq lists its product as uncharacterized. The record is from RefSeq and is a predicted model, not a curated record. The coding region runs from base 1 to 2076 and encodes 691 amino acids. Lineage: Eukaryota; Fungi; Ascomycota; Eurotiomycetes; Chaetothyriales; Herpotrichiellaceae. The transcript has a single exon.
AUGGACCCGUUGGCUCUAAUGACCAAGGGAUGGAGUACAACACCAGGCUCAGCUCCAGAGCCCUACAUUUAUCAGGCACUGGAAGAAGAACACCAAGAGUUCCGACUUUUGAAACUUGUGCCAUCUCGAGACCCCAAGGACCCUCUUAGAGCCACCAUCGCGACGGUGCGCCCUGACUGGCUGGCGCUAGCUUCUGAUCAGAAUCACCCGGGUCCUCGGUGGACAGCGUUGUCGUAUGUGUGGGCUGACCCGGAUGAGCCUACAGUCGUCCUUAACGGCCAGCAACUCAGAGACACAGAAAAAAGGGAGGAAAUCCUCAUCGAAAAUGCCGCCAUCAAGAUUACAUCCAAUCUAUUCGGUGCCCUUAUGCUAAUCCGUGGCUAUGAAGACUUCUGCACCGUCUGGGCUGAUCAGAUCUGUAUUAAUCAGGCUGAUUUGAAAGAGAGAACAAGUCAAGUUCAGCAGAUGCACAUGAUAUUUUCCCUGGCGGAAAACGUUCUGGUGUGGUUGGGGAAAGCAAUCAGAGCAGAGAAAACACAGAUGUUUACACAAAUGUUCACAUGGCUUCAUAGCCCUCGAAGGACCGGUCGAAUCGAGGACGCUCCCUCCUUCGCGCAGUUCAUGGCCAGAUUGAUGACAGGAGAGCCGCAUUUGUAUCCACCUCCGAGCGAGGACCACCACCUUUUCACCAAACAAAUAGCCAAGGACAUUCUGGAAGACCCUUGGUUCAGUAGAUCAUGGGUUAUUCAGGAGGCGGUACACGCCAAAAAUCUCCUCGUCUACCUAGGCCCGGUGGUUCUGCCGUGGGAGAUGUUCGAGGAAGCCAUCUCCGGUUUGUCAUACUGGACCCUUCCGUGGAGCACGGCAGAGGACUCCGCCUUGGCUACAUUUCAUCGAGGCGGACUCCAGAUGAUCAAGAAAACCAGAGAGUGGCAGGAAAGUCGGUACAAACAUGAGACUCUCCUCCCGUCGGCGCCAUUAUCCACCCUCCUUCAGGGCCUCCGUGUCAGUCGGAGCACGGAUGCUCGCGAGAAAGUCUACGCCUUUUGGCACAUGGCUGAUCAGGAAUUUCGGGCUGAAAAGGGCCAGAUCCGUCCACUGCCAAUCUCUUACGAGCGGAGUACACAGGAGGUUUAUGGACGGACCGUGACAUACUGUAUCAACAGCGAAAUGAAUUUGGACGUGCUCUCUUGCGCUUGUAAGCAUGAGGUAUCCCGCGAGAAUUCUGCGUUCCCAUCCUGGAUGCACGACUGGCAAGUCCAUCCUGACCAGCUCGGGUGCGCAACUGAUCUGCACAACAUUCUCCCACAGCGAGGUUGUGACGCAUAUGCAGUUAACAGCGAAAACCGUAGCGGCAAGGUCCCGUUCAAUGCUUGCGCAGGUCGUCCAGCUCAUUACGGCAGACCUCCGGAAGAACCCGGACUCAUCUACAGUGGACAAUUCGACAAGAUUGGCUUGAGGGGAAUCCUCUUUGAUGAGAUCCGGGAUGUAACUUCGGUCGGCCACUCAUCCAUGCCGGCGCAGGAAAUGAGUGCCAACCAGGAAAUUGACUGGGGCUCCUGGUGGGACUGCGCGACAACAGAGGUGCAGGACGAUCCGUAUCUCGAACCCGAAGCCCGCAUCGAAGCCUUCUGCCAGGCACUGACAUUCGGCAACGUCAAAAUCUCGGGACAUUCCCACCAGGAGGUGAUACAAGAUUUCAAACGGUGGUGGUCCGCUGGGAGGCCUCUCCACGAUCCAAGUUCUGCUCAUUCCUUCAACUGGAGCGAACGGCUGCGCAGCUACGAGGCGUUUAAGAAGCUCCCAUUUCCCAAUGGCCUCUAUAUCAAUAGGAGGAGACUCUUUCGGACCGCCCGAGGCUACAUUGGCUCCGCAUGCGAACAUAUCGAACCGGGUGAUAUGGUGUGGAUUCUGUGGGGUGGUGCGUUGCCCUUUCUCUUACGCAAUGUCGAAAGGCAGGAGGGCGUCUACUACAUCGUGGGAGGGGCUGUUUAUGUCCCUGGGAUCAUGUUCGGGGAGGCCAUCGCGAAAGCCGAAGAGGAGGGGAAGGAGGCGGAAGGGAUCUGGCUUGCCUAG